AUGAGGGCGCCAGAGAGGCGGGGUCAGCCGCUGUCCCACCGUCCGUGGGCUUUGCCAGCCCUGCUGCUGGCGCUGGCCUUGCGCGGGGCGGCGGAUACACCCACGUUCCCCCCGCCGCGCCACUACACGCAAUUCUGGAACUACCUGGAGCGCUGCCGCUACUGCAAUGUCAUCUGCGGGGAGCAGGAGGAAGAGGCGCGGCCCUGCAGCGCCACCCACAACCGCGCCUGCCGCUGCCGCCCGGGCUUCUUCGCACACUCCGGCUUCUGCCUGGAGCACAAGCUGUGUCCACCCGGCACCGGCGUAGCCGCCCCGGGCACCCCCAGCCAGAAUACGCAGUGCCAGCCUUGUCCCGCAGGCACUUUCUCAGCCAGCAGCUCGAGCUCGGAGGAGUGCCGCCCCCACCGCAACUGCACGGCUCUGGGCCUUGCCCUCAACGUGCCAGGCUCCUCCUCCUGGGACGCCCAGUGCACCAGCUGCGCUGGCUUCCCGCUGGGGCCCGGCGAGCCAGGGACCGAGGAGUGCGACCUUGCUGUCAUCGACUUCGUGGCUUUCCAGGACAUCUCCUUCAAAAGGCUACAGCGGUUGCAGCAGGCCCUAGGGGGCCCAGGGGAUCAGGGCCUGUCGCCAUCCAGGGAGGGCCGUGCGGCCUUGCAGGUGAAGCUGCGAAGGCGGCUGUCUGAGCUCCGCGGGGCGCGGGAUGUGCCACUACUCCUGCAGCUGCUGGCCGCGCUGCGCUCUGCAGGGUUGCCAGGGCUGGAGCGGAGCAUCCGCGCUCGCUUCCUCCCAGCCGGCUGAGCCACAGCCUGAUCCCAGUCCCGUGCCAGCAUGGGCCUCAACCGCACCGAAGAGAUUUCUCAAAGUUUAUUUUAUAAAGCCAUUUCUUAAUCCUGUUGUCCUCAAGUUGUGCCU
Fukomys damarensis (Damara mole-rat) is the source of this 912-nucleotide messenger RNA. It is a transcript of the gene Tnfrsf6b, whose product is annotated as TNF receptor superfamily member 6b. The transcript has 4 exons. Lineage: Eukaryota; Metazoa; Chordata; Mammalia; Rodentia; Bathyergidae. Gene Ontology annotation, molecular function: protein binding. The coding region runs from base 1 to 798 and encodes 265 amino acids. The record is from RefSeq and is a predicted model, not a curated record.